AAAAUGAAUCUCAUCGUGUUAUUUUUGAUGUUUUCGUUACGCGGAGAACUUAGAACACACGUGGAAGAGUGAACGAAUACGGAACAACAAGUUCACAGAGUAAAUCAACCGAAUGUUUUCCGAGUCUCUUAAAUUAAGAACAUGUCACGUCGAAAUCGAAAGGAUAACGGACUCACACCCGUGCCUAUCAUGUGACGUCUGGUGUCUGGUACUCCUAAUCUAAAUGGUUAGGCACAGGCACACCAGUGACAUCGAUCGCAGAAGAGCAGUACUAAAAUUCGAUUUUUAAAUUCCUUUUUUCUGAAAUGCAUCGAACAUCGAACAUCGAACGAUAUUUAUUUCUGUGAAUUACCGAGUUAAUUCGAUCGUAAAAUAAACCGAAUCCGUCGCGUUCCGCAGCUAUGCACGCAAGAUGUCUAAUAGCAGAAUAGUAGCUGCCAUAGUACCGUAUCGAGCGUAGAUCGAAGCUACUUAAAUCGCUCGACUAAUUAAUUAGCAGUUAAAUUAGCCAUUAGAGGAUUCACAACGAUUUACCGAGAUUGUUCUGCUUCGACGAUUCUUUACAAGCUCGUCAACGUAACCUUUCUAUUUACCGUUUAAACAAUACGUUUAUCUCGUUGGUGCACGAAAUUCCACGAAUUCUUCAAAGUAGCUUACGAUGGUGGAACAUCGGAGCCGUUCGCGACCCGUUUCAAGGAGUCGUCGGCGAACGGCGACAGAGAAGGAAUGAUAAAGGUCCUCAUGGACGUACCGUGCAUAAAGCACACAAAAGUUGCCGAAUCGUACAGGGGUAAGGACGACGUUAAGGCGGCCGAGGUUUACUCUAAGACACGCAGGUCGCCGGCCGCUGCGAACGGCGAACAGGGAAAUAGAGCCAGCGACUUCGCCGAAACACUGUUUACGGCCAGUGCGACCAGUAGAUUGUUCCUGGAGGUUUUGCACGAUUGUGCCCGGAGUUGCUACGACUCGGGGGCUUUCGCGAGCUGCCUGAGAUACUGCGAGUGCAUGCUUGCGCUUCCUGCGAGCUUCUACGAUAGAACCGUCGAGAGCAUGACCGAUUUCACAGAGCGUAGGGAAGCGUGCAUGUAUUUGGAGAGCGAGUGCUCCAAGAUGCUGAAGCGGUCGUCCUCCGCAAGCACGAGGAAAAAACGUGUCCCGGACAAGAGCGUCCUUCCAUCGGAGGAGGAACGCGUUCCAACGAUAUCCGUCGUCGACGGGAAACGGAACGCUGUUCUGCAAAGCUGCUCCGACGCGGUGGCCUUGGGAUUCGACGAGAAGAAAGGCCGACGUCUCGUGGCCACCAGAAACAUCAAGGCCGGGAGCAUCCUGAUCGUGGAGCCGCCGUUCGCCUCCGCUACGAACAAGCAUGCGUUUUAUACGAAUUGCUUGCAUUGCCACGUUAGCCUAAAACCGGCUGGCAGCGUAAAGAUCCCCUGUCGGUCUUGUCGAGCGGUGUCUUUCUGUUCGGAAACGUGCCGGAGUAAAGCGUGGCAGACGUAUCAUCGGUACGAGUGUCUGUUGCUAGAUGCUUUUUACGAAAAUCGUUCCGGGGACAUGCAACAGCAACAACAACAACAGGUCUCGCAUUUAUUACUGGCUUACAGGAUGGCGAUCGCAGGGUCCUUGUCCUCGAAAGGGACCGGGAACGACGACGACGAUGCACGGGAUGAUGAGAUUCCGUUUUUGAACGACGACUCGAUUAGACGUCACGCCGCGGGAGAGAACGAGGAACGCAACCGGUUGGGAAUAAGCGAGAUUUACCGAUCCCAGGAUUAUCGCACCGUGUUAGCUUUGGAGACGCAUUGCGCGACGAUGGAGUCCGGCGUGAACCUGGUUCGCGCCAUCGAAGCGAUCUUCUUGACCAAGUGCUUCGCCUUUGUCUUGAGUAAAAUGGACGUUGUCUGUUUAGAGGAGGCCUUGCUCUGGCUGGCCGUAGGAAUGCUGCACCAUUUACAGGCUAUCAACUGCAACGCUUACGAGAUCGUGGAGAACGUGUACGACAAGGAGACACACAUUUGGGAGCCGAGAGAGAUCGGCGGAGCGAUUUAUCCGUCGGUCAGCCUCGUGAAUCACAGCUGUUAUCCGAACGUCGUGCGUCAUUCGUAUCCAGCAGGCACGAUCGUGGUGAGAACGUUGCGGUUCAUCGGCAAAGGUAGCGAGAUCCUAGACUGCUACGGGCCGCAUUUCCUCAGCGAGUCGAGGCUACAAAGGCGCGAGCAGCUGAGCAAGAAGUACCGAUUUCUCUGCGAAUGCGAAGCGUGCGCCGGAAACUGGCAGUUUCCGUUACCCGAUACGAUCGCUUACAAAUGCGGCACGUGCUCGGCGGCGAUCGGUAUAAUUUCGUUGAGUUCGAACGAACGGAACGGAAAGGACGGAGAAGGCAGCCGGAACGCGUCGUCGUCCGGGCAACGUUGCAAAUGCAAGGAGAAACCAGAUCGCAAGAAAUUGCACGCGCAACUCCGGAAAUCGGUUGGCAAACGAUUGAACGCGAUCUCGAGCAUGUACGAGGGCCACUAUGCACAGGCUCUGGCCCAGUUGUUCGAGCACAUACACUUUAUUGAAAAGUUCUUUGUCGCGCCCAACAUCGAAACUAUCAAAACACAACAAUGUAUCAUUCAAUGUUACAAUCGGUUUGGCUGUACCUCCCAAUAACAAUAAGUCAACAAUCAUAUGUAUAUAUGGAUACACGUGCUCGUAUAUAUGUAUAUAUACAUAAUAAUAAUAAUAUUGUAUGCCGGUACAUAAGUUUGGGAUUUAUAUCACAAAGUGUUUAAGAAACGAACAGAAUUUUUA
Megalopta genalis is the source of this 2793-nucleotide messenger RNA. RefSeq names its product protein-lysine N-methyltransferase SMYD4. NCBI's taxonomy places the organism in Eukaryota, Metazoa, Arthropoda, Insecta, Hymenoptera, Halictidae. The record is from RefSeq and is a predicted model, not a curated record. Gene Ontology annotation, cellular component: nucleus; cytoplasm. Gene Ontology annotation, molecular function: histone deacetylase binding.